CCACAAAAACAUACACCAAAAUAAAGCAAAACCGAAAAAACAAGACACAAAUAUGUCUACAAUGAUACCUUCUUUCACGUGUGUCACAGUUCUAAAGAAGCACAAAUCGUGUUCACAGUUAGAGAUUAGAGCUCAAAGUUUGAGGGACGAAGGGAGAUCGAGUAAUAUUGUUGAUUCGAAUAUGAAGAUUCUGAAGGAUAGAAUUGAAGCUAUGAGAAUGAAAGAGAGAUUGGAAAUGAAUUGUAGACCAAAUGGAUGGGAUUACACCUCAAGUUACAUACGUAAACCUAAAAAGCAACAAGAAUAUUUGCAAACAGUAGCUCUAAUUUGUGGCACAACCAGCUUGCCUGUUCUUAUUGGCACCGGUCUUCUCUGCAUUUUUUCUGUCAUUGCUCGUGUUAACCUAUGAGAAACCGGAAACGAUGACCAAAUGAAACUAGUUCAAGAAAAGGAAGAAACCAAAACAGAAUCACGAGCUAAUAUCUUUUGCGAAGAUGUGAUGAUUUCGGUGAAUUAAAUUGAUAUUUGAUUGUUUUUAAAAUGGUUUAUGAUAAGAG
Molecule: messenger RNA, 557 nt
Organism: Lactuca virosa
Lineage: Eukaryota; Viridiplantae; Streptophyta; Magnoliopsida; Asterales; Asteraceae
Source: the annotation of a GenBank genome assembly